CAAAAUAUUUUCAGCUGUCACAUUGCAAAACAUUGGAGGUUCAAUUGUACCCAGUGCUGCCCAUUCCGGUGAACAAAUCUAAUUUAUAAAAUGAAUUUGUUAAUGAAACUAACUUUCCUCGGGUCCAUUUGGAUUGCGUCCACCAUAAGCUAUGUGAAAGCGAACUCGCUCGAGUACGACGGCUGGCUAAACAUAGCACUCUUCCAUGCGCUGGACAUAGACGAACCAAACAAAUUCACCCUACGGGGCAACGUUACCAUCACGAACCGUAACACCGGCCUGGUUUCAGUGGCACAGGAACCGCUAUCACUGCAGGACAGAAACAAAUUGAAACGAUUGGCGCAAGAGAACCGGCUUUACCGCCUAGAGGCACACGUUACCGAUUCUGAUGGUGUAACUAAGUUUCUUACCUCGUCCAAAGCGUGUGCCUUGGCGAAAGCUCAGCUAACCGAUGUGCUAUGGGUUUCGUUGGACCACUCGGGAAUGGUGACGGCGGUCACACAGUCGGUCAACAAUGGCAAUAUGAACGAAUGCCGCGACCUGUCCAACACCGACGUGGACGUGCUGGACGAAUUCAACACGGACGUGUACGUGAAGCAUACCGAAUCGGCACCCAUCCCGGACACGGCCAGCUUCAUACAGAAGAUGGAACGGGAACGGGAAGCUCGAGAACGCGGCGAAACUAAGGACAAUCGAAGCUUCUUUGCGAAAUACUGGAUGUAUCUCGUGCCGGUCGUCAUUCUGCUGCUAAUUUCAUCCACCAACCCGGAGGCCGGGCAGCGCUAACGCGGAAAGCCGAUACGGCGCACUUCUUUCUUAAUUUAUACUGCAUUUCAGUCACAACCAAAUAGUAAAGAAGCAUUCAGCUGCGUUUCCCACUAUA
This is a messenger RNA of Anopheles stephensi (Asian malaria mosquito), 883 nucleotides long. It is a transcript of the gene EMC10, whose product is annotated as ER membrane protein complex subunit 10. The transcript is spliced from 4 exons. The record is from RefSeq and is a predicted model, not a curated record. Lineage: Eukaryota; Metazoa; Arthropoda; Insecta; Diptera; Culicidae. Gene Ontology annotation, cellular component: EMC complex. The coding region runs from base 91 to 786 and encodes 231 amino acids.